Bombina bombina (fire-bellied toad) is the source of this 1998-nucleotide messenger RNA. It is a transcript of the gene FBXO43, whose product is annotated as F-box protein 43. Lineage: Eukaryota; Metazoa; Chordata; Amphibia; Anura; Bombinatoridae. The coding region runs from base 1 to 1998 and encodes 665 amino acids. The record is from RefSeq and is a predicted model, not a curated record. Gene Ontology annotation, cellular component: nucleus. Gene Ontology annotation, molecular function: protein binding; zinc ion binding. Gene Ontology annotation, biological process: negative regulation of meiotic nuclear division; regulation of mitotic nuclear division. The transcript is spliced from 4 exons.
AUGGCAUACAAUAGUACUGUUGCAGAAAGUCACCCUUUAGGCAGAAUUGCUGCCAAAAUUGAUGAAAAGGAAUUUGACUCCAGGGGCUAUUCAACAUUUAUCUCCCAAGACAGUGGAUACAAUGAGUCGCUAAAAGUCUUCAGUCCAGACCAUGUUGAAAGUAGCAGAGAAUCAUUUGGAAAGCUAACUAUAACCAAGGACUAUGAUAACUCUGAGAAUAUAGAACCUUCAUUAACACCAAUAACAAAUGUAAAAUGCUGGACUCAUUUAGCUGCCAUGAAGGAAAGCAGGCAAAGUGUUACUGUAAUCUGUGAAACUCCACGUUUUAGUAAGAAAGAUGUUUCACUUCGUAGAAGAUUGCUUCUUUCCAAAGCUACACCUGGUGGAACUAUUGAUUUUGAUGCAUCUGAAUGCUCUGCAGAAAUUUCUGGAAGCUCAAAAUCACCCUUGUGUAUUUCACGUUUUGAUGUCGGUCUUUCAAACAGUUUUGUUGACUCGCCAAGAGAGAGCACCUAUGAGCCAAUUGCAACAAGCACUUUAAAAAAUGCAGAGUCUGCAUCAUCUUGCAAAAAGUGGAGACUAUCGUUUGCUCAACAGAGGAGUUCUACUUUAGAUGAUUCUAAAAGUGAUGAUAAUUUUACUGAAGUAGAAAACAUCUCUCCAGUUCAACAUUCAAAUAGUGCAACUGAUGAUAGUAUGCUAAGCAUCCAUGAAGCACACCUUUCUGAGUUACCUGGAACUCCAGCUUGCAGUUUAAUUGCACGUCCUGCUGAGGAAUUUCAGACUCCUAUUAGUAACCUUGCAGCAAAUUUUAACUUUAAUUUAUGCACUCCCACGGUUGAACAAAUAAGUGACCUGGACUGCUCAAUAACAGAGGAUAGUGCAUUUCACUCCCUUAGCUGGGAUAAGUCACAAGACUCAAUAACUGAUCAUGAAGGCUCCUUCCAAGAGCUUAUUCAGAAACCCAGGGAGACACCAAAAGCCGUUCAUUCAAAAAAUCGCUUACGUAAACUAGAUAGAUGUAGAAGAUUGUCCACUCUUCGUGAACGAGGAUCUCAGUCCGAAGUAGAGGAAGAAAAUACUGAAACUCAUCUGUUGACUUCAGCAUACAAAUCAAAGGUAGCAAGGGAGUCUGUAAAUGAAGAAAGUGAGUUGUGCAUUGAUGACUCAAACGAGAAUUCUAUUUUAAACAUAGCUGAUUUAACAGGAACGCCCGCUCUGCGUGUGGUCCAUGAUAUGCUAAUGAGAAGUAGUAAAAAAAGACAACAGGCUACUGUACAAGACAUUACAGGACAUACAGAUGGUUUUGACCAUUCAGAAGAUGAUGUUCUUACAAAGCUUAUUGGCAGAAAGAUGGGGUUAGAAAAACUUGAUAUUUUAGCAGAACUGAACUGCAGAAAUUUAAAGCAUCUCCUUGCUUUUAUAUUUCGUGUCUUGGAUAUGGAAAGUAUUUGCAGUAUUUGGAAAGUGAGCAAGCAGUGGCGUGAAAUAGUUAUUCAAGAUAAGAUCACGUAUCAGCGAAGAAAGGUGUUCCUAAGAAAGCUAAAGACCGAGGCUGAGCAAGGACGACACCUGUCGUCUGAAGAUGCUGCAACAAGAUUAAACCUUUUAACCCGUUCCGCCCUAAAAUCUGUUCAAUCUCAAGCUAGAACUGCAUAUCAGACACCAAGUUCUUUGAAGUCUUCCCAAACACCUAAAGACUCUAAGUCCAUUCGCCAGUCUGCAAGCAAACAGCAAGAAUACGUAAAGAUUGCCAAAACUCUGUUCACAGAUGAAGCUUUAAAGCCAUGUCCACAGUGCCAAUAUCCUGCAAAGUUUCAGCCACUGAAGAAGAGAGGCAAAUGUAGUAGAAAAGACUGUGGCUUUGACUUCUGUAUUCUUUGCUUAUGUACAUUUCAUGGUUCAGAAGAAUGCAGCACUGGAUCAACAAAGAGGAAGAACAAAAAAGAUGCCCUUCCUGGUAGUGCCCAAAGCAAGCGGAAUUUAAAAAGGCUUUGA